Molecule: messenger RNA, 669 nt
Organism: Exserohilum turcica Et28A
Lineage: Eukaryota; Fungi; Ascomycota; Dothideomycetes; Pleosporales; Pleosporaceae
Exons: 2
Coding region: 1-669 (222 amino acids)
Biological process (GO): protein ubiquitination
Molecular function (GO): zinc ion binding
Source: RefSeq, a predicted model, not a curated record
AUGGAUAGCCUAUGUAUCUUUUGCAUAAGAAGACGUCGGCGAACAACAACACCGCUACCUGCGCGUCCGCCAGCCAAAGUCAAGAAGCCGGCGCUCCGACGAGCGGAAGCAAGGGAAAAGCUGAACGAAGUCACAAAGGUAUCGUCGCGAGCCAGCAGCGCCGCGGAAGAUGAAGCGACGCCUAGGUCAGAGUCGCAAUCGGUCUUGGAACGAGAAUGCGCAAUAUGUCUAUCCGCGCUCUACGCCCCCACGCCCCCCGAGCCCGCCAAACUGUCGCCCGACGAACCUCCUACUUCUGCUGCAACCGCUACCGCUACCGAAACCGCCGCGCCGCAACCGCAAUCCACGGACCUGGGCCCCACGAUUACGCGCACCACCACCGCACCCGAAUCCGAGACCAUCCUCCGCCUCAUUGUGUGCAACCACGAAUUCCACGCUGAAUGCCUCGUCUCAUGGUUUGUGCUGCGCAAGACCAGCUGUCCUAUCUGCCGCUCGCUCUACAUGAGCAAAGAAGACAUGGACCAGUACGAUGAGGAAGAGCGCAUUGCCAUGGGCGGCGCGCCCCUUAGAACAACGGAUGUGAUACAAGAGAGAAUAGAAAGGAGAAUGAAGAUGAGAAUGAAAAAAAAAAUCAACAUGGAAAACAUGGAAAACAUGGGCGCGCUCUGA